Messenger RNA from Dendrobium catenatum, 1469 nucleotides. RefSeq names its product F-box/kelch-repeat protein At5g43190. Gene Ontology annotation, molecular function: protein binding. Bases 72 to 1238 code for a protein of 388 amino acids. Lineage: Eukaryota; Viridiplantae; Streptophyta; Magnoliopsida; Asparagales; Orchidaceae. The record is from RefSeq and is a predicted model, not a curated record. The transcript has a single exon.
CUAUUGCUCAUUCCUUGGUCGACCAGGCUAAAUAUCCAGUGUCCCCUGUUUCCGCCAUUGACGAUUGAUCCAUGGCUCCUUAUAAUAGGGAACGAGCCGGCCUCAUACGAUUCAGCGAGAUGGGGUUGGCCGGUAGAACAAGAGCAACGGCGGCCAUGGAGAUGUCUCCGGCAAUCUGGAGCCGGCUACCAGAACAUCUCCUUGAUCGCAUCCUCGCCCUUCUCCCCCUCCAUUCCCUUCUCUCACUCCGCUCCACCUGCAAGCGCUUCCACUCCCUUCUCCUAUCUCCCUCCUUCCUCUCUCAACUCCACUUGCGUAGGCAGCGCACGACCGCUUACUUCCUCCUCUCCCACCCUCAAUUUUCUCACAGCUUUCUUCCACUUUACGACUCUACUUUCGAUUCAUGGCGCAAGCUUCCCAUCACCAUCACCUCUUCUUCCUCCUACCAGCUUCUUUCAUCUUCUUCCGGCCUCUUAUGCUUCGCUAUAUCGCAACCUUCCUCUUCUCUUCUUGUCUACAAUCUCCUCACUCUAUCCUCAAAGAUCAUCGCCUGUCCCAAUCAGUCGUCCUGUCCUGCGUCCCUGAUUUCCUACCCUUCUCCUUCUCCUCACGGUUACAAGAUCUAUCUCCCCAGGUCCUCAUCCGCCUCUUUCUUUCUAUAUGACUCCGAUUCUGGCUCUUGGACAGGCUUUCCCCUUUUGGAACCCCUGCUCGCCCUCACCAAUUCGCAUCAAGAUCCCGUCCUUUUCAAGGAAUUUCUCUAUUUCAUCACCCCGGAGCCGUUCCGCGUCGUCGGUUUCAAUCUAAACGAAGGGAGGUGGGAAACGGAGGUGACUCCCGAGUUGCCGCAUGAACUAGCGUUCGUCCGGCUGGUGAGCAGCGACGGAGGGAAGAGGCUGUUUCUCGUUGGUGGCGUGGGAAGGGAUGGAAUAUCGAGAAGUUUGAAGGUGUGGGAGAUGGUGGAGGGUGAACAGAGGCGGUGGGAAGAGAUUGGGAGGUUGCCGGAGUUGAUGUGCCGGAAAUUUGUGUCUGUGUGCUAUCAUAAUUACUCGCAUGUAUACUGUAUUUGGAACCAUGGGAUCUUAUGUGUUUGCUGCACGACAUGGCCGGAGGUUUUGUUCUACAAUUUGGGUAGAGGAACUUGGCAUUGGCUCCCUAAGUGUCCGCUACUUCAGGAGAAAUGGAGCUGUGGAUUUCGCUGGUUCUCAUUUGCUCCAGAUCUUUAUGCUAUGGUUUGAAGAAUUUACUUUUCUAUGUGAUUCUUGGUUAGUGCCUGAAAGGUGUUUGUUGAUGAUUUGCCUCUGUCUUUCAUCUUUUCGCUUGCUGCAGUGAUUUAGCUUAAUAACUUUCAGAGUGAAUUCUUAUCUGUAUAUCAGAAUUUCGAAAGCGAUCUAAGAAAUAUUUUUUGGUUGAUACAAUAUUAGUAUAUUUGACGAUCAAUGAACACUUGUUUUCCCACUGUUCCAUAA